Messenger RNA from Menidia menidia (Atlantic silverside), 3302 nucleotides. NCBI's taxonomy places the organism in Eukaryota, Metazoa, Chordata, Actinopteri, Atheriniformes, Atherinopsidae. The record is from the annotation of a GenBank genome assembly.
AGAAAUCUGGACUUUUCGGAGUCAGAGGCACAGCAUUUUUUUUACUGCACAGAACCUCUCUGAGAAUAUUUGUUUAACACUUGUGGUGUUGUGGUGGCGGUGGGCCUCAAUAAAUCAACCAGCGGGGACAAAUUUCAUUUCAAGGAGAAAUAUUGCUGCUUGGGAUCACAGAUGCCAAAGCCUUUAGGGAGUAGAGGAGCUGCAGUACAAGAAAGGGGGUGUUAACAAGGACACAACAGACAUGGAGGAGGGGGACAACUGCACCAGCCUGCGGGCGCUCACAGAGGAGUAGACUCCUGGAGGGAACAGGCUCAUCCUCCAACACAGCAACGUGCGCAGCCCGGCUCCAAAUACAUGCCGCGAUUCUCCGUUCUUUGGUUUGAAGUCAGUGCAGAGGCGAUACAUCCAGCUGUUCCAGCUGUGUGAGGACUCCACUGCCCUGGGACACAGCUGUUCAAAGACAGUAAAGCAGUGCCGGGAGUGCCCUGAAGGUUGGAGUCAUAUCGGGAGUGAGUGUUACUAUUUCAGCAGGGAUGAGCUGGACUGGCCGCAGAGACGAGAUAGCUGCGAGGAAAUGGGCAGCCACCUCACAAUACUUCCCCACAUGGAGCGGCAUAUAUUGGGAUCAGUGGAACCCAGAGCCAGACAACCACCAGUUGGAAGGAGAGCAUGGAGAGGACUCGGAACUGAACAAUCGACAGGGAGGCUACCUGCUGGAAACCUACACAACAAGAUGGAGGUGGAGCAGCUCCUGUCUCUGUCCGGCUCAGCACUGGCCCAGGCUGUCAGCUCUCUGCUGGAGACCCCAGGCCUCUAUGUUUUCUCAGACAUCCUGGAGCUGCCUAAUGUCAGAGAGCUGGAGAACGGCCCCCAUGCUCCAGUGUACCAGCUCCUGAACCUCUUUGCCUAUGGAACCUACUGCGACUACAAAGAGCGAGUGGCUUCCCUUCCAGAGUUGACCCCAGCACAGAGAAACAAACUCCGUCAUCUGUCAAUCAUCAGCCUGGCUUCCAACCUCAAGUGCCUGCCGUACUCGCUCCUCCUGCAGCAGCUUGAGCUGAAGAACGUGCGGGAACUGGAGGACCUGUUGAUCGAGGCUGUUUACUGCGAUAUCAUCCAGGGAAAACUGGAUCAGAGGAACCAGCAGGUGGAGGUAGACUGCAGCGUGGGUCGUGACCUCGGCCCCAAUGAGCUCCCGAACAUAAUCAACACGCUGCAGGAGUGGUGUACAGGCUGUGAGGCAGUGCUGUGUGGUAUUGAGGAGCAGGUCUCCCGGGCGAACCAAUACAGAGAGAGCCAGUUAAAGGUCAAAGUCCAGGUGGAAACAGAGGUUUCGAACCUUCAGAAAACGUUAAAGGCCAGUGCUGCCUCUCCGUCUUCAGGCCCCGCCCCUGCCGGAGCCGCCUCCAAUCAGGACGCAGAUCAGCCAGCAGAGCCUCGAGACCCCGCCUCUUCUCAGGAACCAAGACAACCAGGCAAAAAAAGUUCCAAGGUGAAAGGGCUGCGCGGCAGUGGGAAGAUCUGGUCCAAGUCCAACUGAGGACAAGACCGGAGAUGUGGAGACGGCAGCACUGAUGGACACUUGCUAAUUAAAGGACACCUUGACGGACAGAUGAAUACAUUAAACGAUGUGACCACCUCUGAUGGAUACCUUUCUCUCACACACGCACACACACACACACACACCGUUUCACAGUUCAACCAGGAAGCUUCUCUGGAACUUUACGGAUUCAGAAACACCCGACUGGCUGAUUGAUCAAACACAUGUGACUUUCACUCUCUCCACCGUCAAAAGCUUUACAGGCAGUCUGUGGGUUUAGAUACUCGGAGCACUUGUAACUCGUGAGGACAGAGUAGUCUGCAGCAGGAGCCAGUUGCCUUUGACCAGAAAGAGGAUCUGUGUAUUUGAUGCAUAUGUUUGUGUGUAUCUGUUCUUUUGGUUUAGAUUAAUUCUAUGUUGCUUUUUUUUCUUCUUCUUCUUCUUCUUCUUCUCUGCUGAGUUGGGACUUGUACAAUAUCAGAAUAUAAAUUGUUGGAAAAUAAAAGGAAGCCCUGUACUUAUCUGGACUGGCUUAUUAAUGUCACUGUCACUUCUUUUAUUAAACGCGCUUCAAAGUGCAUCUCUGGAGGGUGCACUGCUAAAUGUUAACUCACAGAAGGGGGCUACCCGUUAGGAGGUCAAGUCAUUAAUUAGGGCAUGUCCCGAAAGAGAUUAAUGUAUUAUAGAGUUGAGGCUUCCUGUGUGCAUUCCCACAGUGGGUAGACAUGCACACACGCAUGCAUAUCAGGGGCAUUCAUGUUUCAUAUGCGCAUGUUUUGCCCAGAGCUGCUUCUUUCCAAGUCAGAAUGCUCCGCCGCUCUUUUUCACUCCUCAGACUUUCCUCUGAAUCUUCACGCUGGUGUCAUUAAUAGUGUCCAUUAGCUGACCGGCAGCACUGGUGGCGGGCAAGCAGAGGAGCAAAUGAUCCCGCUUGAUUUAACUCUUGCCACUUUCCCAACCCUCCCGCUCUCCAGCGCCGCUCCUCACCUCUAUAAAUAAAUAGCGGUGUUAAUUUCAGUCGGUGUGACUGAGCCUCAUUGCCUCACGUAUUUUGCAAGAUUGGAUGUGGGAAUUCUAACAGCUGUGCACCUCUUAAGGUGAAAGAAAGAUGGCUGGAGCGUCGGCUGCGUCACCAGCGGGUGCAGCUCGGAGUUGCUGCCUAACUUCUGAAUCAUUUGUUUGUCGGCCGUGGUUACAGAUUGCUGCAGCAUCCGCUGGCACGCGUCUUGUACAGCCAUUAAAACUUUGAAGCGGAACCCGGCCAAUCGAUUACUCUGAUUGAUCAGUAAAAGGCCCAGGGGAGAUGGAAACUUGAGCCGCACAGCAGACGGGUGGAGACUCUUGAAAACACAUCAUUUUCCGGCCGGUGCCCGCCUUGAUUUUAUUGAAAUUUGUUUGAAAAACUGCACGGGAGAAAUUCCUGCUUAGCAUCCUGUUAUCUUUUUAAAGCAAAAGGAAUCCGUAUGAGGUGUGGAGAUAAGGGAAAGCUUCAGACUCAAGCAGCCACUAUUCUUCCCUCUUUUUUCUCAGCUGCUCCUGAGCCGUAAAAACAUGAUUGGCACGUGGGGGACUUUUUAAUGCCAGGUCCGUGGUUCAAAAUCAAUGCAACGCACUGGACUAAAUGUUCACUUCGGGGAGAGAAAGAUUAGGAUACAGGGGUAGCUAUUAAAAUGCACAAUGUAAGCUUUAUCCUUCCCAUAAAGCAUUGCGGAUUGCAGCGCUCCCAGGGGAAUUCAUUCAGCAUGCCCUGAAAUAAACAGAU